Messenger RNA from Fomitopsis serialis, 328 nucleotides. RefSeq lists its product as uncharacterized. The record is from RefSeq and is a predicted model, not a curated record. The annotation marks the transcript as partial. The transcript has 3 exons. Lineage: Eukaryota; Fungi; Basidiomycota; Agaricomycetes; Polyporales; Fomitopsidaceae.
UCCCUCGGCGAACUGACGGUCUACUUGACGAACGAACCCGGAAGAAGUCUCGGCCCCUCGACAGGCUCCUCGCAGCAGCAGAAGCAUCGUUGUCUCAGUAUUACGAGUUCGUCAAUGACGACGCCCUCAGCAUUCUGGCUGGGUUCUUUCCAGCUCGCCGUCAGCGCCGAAAUCUUACCCAGCCUCUCCAUAAAUGGCCCUUGGCAGUGGACGAGAUACGUGGUGUCUUGGCUACUACGUAACGAUCUGGUCCUCCUUCAACCUAUACGGAAACGCGUUCGACGAACUUCGCCUCAUCCUGGGCAGCUCGACCUACGGGGCCUGCACG